Penicillium lagena is the source of this 2337-nucleotide messenger RNA. RefSeq names its product ubiquitin-specific protease UBP14. The coding region runs from base 1 to 2337 and encodes 778 amino acids. The transcript is spliced from 6 exons. NCBI's taxonomy places the organism in Eukaryota, Fungi, Ascomycota, Eurotiomycetes, Eurotiales, Aspergillaceae. Gene Ontology annotation, biological process: protein deubiquitination. Gene Ontology annotation, molecular function: cysteine-type deubiquitinase activity; protein binding; zinc ion binding. The record is from RefSeq and is a predicted model, not a curated record.
AUGGCCUCGUGUGCCCAUGCUGGCGCUGCAGAUCUAAAUCCACCGGGGCCUUCCCAGGCAGUGUAUCGAGAAGACUGUACCCAAUGUUUCGACUCCAUUGAUGGCGAGUCCGGUUUGAAUGUAUGUCUCCAUUGUUUCAAUGGCGGGUGUGCCGGGGAUAGGGACCACGCUCUUCUUCAUUACCAACGUUCGGGUCACACUCUGGCGCUCAAUAUCCGAAGAACACCCAGGAAAGUCAAGCGGGAUGAGCCACCACCAAAGAUCUCGAAGCUUGCGAUCGCCGCGGAGACAGAGGAGGAUCGAUAUGACAUCGCGACAUCUGUGGUGUGCUAUUCCUGCCUCCAGAAAGAUGUCGAUAAGACGAGUGGGAAGCUACCCGUCGUAAUUGAGGGGAUCAUGAACGCGAUGACUUUCUCGAAGAGGGAAGAGGUCAAGGCUUGGGAGCAAGAGUUUGUGCCUUGUGAACAUACCCUUUGCCUGGUCCAACAAGACAUCGAGGAUCCUAACGCCAAAGACUCCAGUCAUUGCUCGACGUGCGAUUUAGCCGAAAAUCUCUGGCUGUGUCUCGAAUGUGGGAACGUAGGCUGUGGCCGAAGCCAGUUCGGUGGCAGUCAGGGCAACUCACAUGCUCUUUCCCAUGCAGACGCCACUCAUCAUGCCGUUGCUGUCAAGCUCGGAUCGAUCACUGCAGAAGGCUCGGCUGAUAUCUUUUGUUAUCAGUGCAACGAGGAAAGGACUGAUCCAGAACUCGCAGCGCAUCUUGCACAUUGGGGAAUCUAUCUAGCGGGCCGGGAGAAAACCGAGAAAAGCCUAAUGGAAAUGCAAGUGGAACACAACUUACAGUGGGAAUUUUCUAUGACCACUGAUGACGGCCGCGAGCUCUCCCCGGUCUUUGGACCUGGUUUUACGGGACUGUCCAAUCUCGGGAAUAGCUGUUAUUUGUCCAGUAUCAUGCAAUGCGUGUUGUCAGUUCCAGGAUUCCAGGAGCGGUACUACCGCCCCGCUGAGGAACCGCCUGUCAGUCAGGCCCCGGCACAGGACCUGGAAACACAAAUGAGGAAGCUCGCGGACGGAAUUCUCUCGGGUCGGUACUCUCAUCCCGAUUCUCGUGUUGUUGCGUCGCCAGAUUCGCCUGAAGUUCCUCACCAGAAAGGCCUAGCACCAACUAUGUUCAAGUACCUCAUUGGCCAGGGUCACGAAGAGUUUGCCACAAUGAGACAACAGGAUGCGUUUGAGUUUCUUCUUCAUUUAUUCAAGGCCGUCAGCAUGUCCAAACAUCCUGCUGGACUUGUCAAUCCAGUGCAGCAUUUCCGUUUCGAGGUGGAACAACGACUUCAGUGUUUGGCGUGCAAGAAGGUCCGAUAUAAAGUCGAUGAACAAGACAACAUCUCCAUUGCGGUGCCCGCGCGUCGUAUUUCUCCUUCCAAUGAAACGAGCCAGUUCGAAUCGGUGACUUUGGCCGAGUGUCUCGAAAUCUUCACCGCGGAAGAGAUCGUUGAACUCAGCUGCCCUGGAUGUGGUAGCCGAGAUGGGUUUUCUAAGCGAUCUUCCUUCAAAACGCUGCCGCAAGAACUGGCAGUCAACGCUCGUCGCUUUGAGCUGGUCAAUUGGGUUCCCACCAAACUAGAUAUUCCUGUUCUAGUGGAUGACGAGCCGUUGGAUUUUGGGCCCUAUCUUGCUGGUGGGCGUGAUGCAAAUGAGGAGUUAUUGCCGGAGGUCAAGGAAUCGGCACCAUUCGUCCCUGAUUCAGCGAUUCUUGACCAACUCUUGGCUAUGGGUUUCCCUUCUGUCAGGUGUGAGAAGGCUCUGCACGCGACUGGCAAUUGUGAUUCCGAGGCUGCCAUGAACUGGCUCUUUGCGCAUAUGGAGGAUCCGGACAUCGACGAACCGCAGGUCCUGGGCAACCCAUCCUGUGGGUCUACCGAGGCUGAGCCAGAUAUGGCAAAAAUCGCCCAGUUGGGGGAAAUGGGCAUUGGGGAACCCCAUGCUCGAAAGGCAUUGGCAGCAACAGAUGGUGAUGUCAACAGGGCCCUGGACUGGGUAUUCAGUCAUCCCGAUGAGGCGCUGGAAGACGACCCUGAGGGUAGUGGCGGUGUUGACUCUCAUCAUGUCACGACUGGGUAUGACACUAUACCAGCCCGCUAUCGUUUGCAGUCUAUCGUAUGCCACAAAGGAACAUCUGUUCAUGCAGGACAUUAUGUGGCCUUCAUUCGGAAAUCGUUUCCAGGUCAAAGCGAGCUUUCGUGGGUAUUAUUUAACGACGAAAAGGUCGUGAAGUACGAGGGCAUAGACGACAUGAAGAAAACGGCCUAUAUGUAUUUCUUCACUCGAAUCUAA